This is a messenger RNA of Stylonychia lemnae, 2052 nucleotides long. The record is from the annotation of a GenBank genome assembly. Lineage: Eukaryota; Ciliophora; Spirotrichea; Sporadotrichida; Oxytrichidae.
AUGUCAAGAAAGCAACCCUUUGGCCAUUAAUAGAACGCAAAUUUUGGAACUUCACAAUAAAACUCUUUUUCAUAGACCCAGCAAACAUUUCGCUAAAUCAAACCAACAGUCUAACCACCCCAUUUCAUGAAUACUUCAAUGAGUGGUCAUGGAAUCAGUCAUGGCUAUCUCAAUCAAAAUUCAUAGAAUCAAAGCGCAAACAUUAACGGUAACAUAAACACAAGUGGUAAGGGCACAUUCGAUAAGCAAUCGAAGAAGGAAAACGAUUUUCAGAAACUUAACAAGCAAAGCACGAUGCUCUAUCUUCACCAUCACAAUAAUUAAAGUAACAUCGUCAACUUGAGUUCCCAAGGCACUGCUCUAACUGGCUCUCUGAUUACUCAUGAUAGCAAGAACAGCGGCAAUAACAGUAAUUCGUUUUGCAUCUCAAAGAAUCCAUACCAAGGAGAGAAUCAAAAUUCUUCAAGAGGCAGUUCAUCUCAUCUGAACGUUCACCAAUAAUUGCCUUUAAAAGAGAUGCAUCCUCAUGAAGUUGAAAAUAGAACUCAAAAUCAUCAUCAUAAUUUACCCUUACCCCAUCAACUCAAUUAUCACUAAUAGCAAUAAUAAGCUGCAAUGCAUGAGUACCAAUCGUUCAAUAACACAGCUACUGGCCCAUUAAUGAACCCAUCUCAUGUUUCUAAUAAUAAAAAGAGUGGAAAGAUGUUCAUGAAGGAAACGCUAGGAUCAAGAAGAAACUCACAAGAUAAGGCUCACAACAACUCAAUUAUUCAUAACAACAACUCUUUAAUUGGAGGAGCCCCAGUCAUUGGUUAUGCAGCAUAGGAAAACUUAAACAAGAAUCGACCACAGACUUCUUAUAGACUCGCAACCAAGAACACAUUCUAAUCAAACAAUACUUCUCUGUCUAAUAUUCACUCUAACUCACAAAAUAAUCUUCACUAAGGUCAAAACCACCAACACUUACAACCUAAAAUACUGAUCAAUAACAUGAAUCAGUUAUAAAACAAAGAAAAUGUCGGUAUUCUAAGCAAUGCAAACAUACCUCAUCCCUAGAUUGGAGCUAAAACUCAGAUAGGAAGUUUUUAAAAGCAUAUUGAGUCAGUUCCUUAAAUCGAGCAUUUCCAUUCAAAUGAAAUUUAGAAAGAAACCCCGCAUUUAGGACUAUCUGAGAUUGAGAGAGAAAACUAGCACGUAACUUUAAAUUAUGGAGAAGAUAUUGAUGAGUAUCAAAGAGAACUUGAAACAUUUUUCAACACUCAAAAUAAUCUGGUCAGACAUAAAAUAACUCCAGCACUAAGAGCAAGAAUGGUUGAUUGGAUGAUUGAAGUCCUCACUAACUUUAAAUGUGACGAUUAAACAUUUUUCCUGGCUGUAUCUCUACUUGAUAGAUAUUUCAAAGGCAAAUAAGAAACCAGAGAAGUAGGUGAUUUACAUAUAAUUGGAGUUACUACCAUGUUUAUUGCUAGCAAGUAUGAAGAUAUCUAUCCUCUCAAAAUGAAAAUGGUUUAUGAGAAGAUUGCUCAUAAAAAAUUAAGCAUCGAGAAGAUCAAAUCCCUAGAAAUGGAUAUCUUAAGAGUAAUAAAUUAUAGAAUUAGCGCACCAACAUCUCUAGACUUUCUGAAAGUUUAUCUAAAGCAAGUAUUGAAUAUUGGUAAAUGCGGAAAGAGUUCCAAGAAAGAUAAAGACGAGAAUCAGAUGCAAGUUUCUCCGACUAGACAACAAAAUUCAGAGCCGAUUCUGAUAGAAAAAAUGUCAUUGUACCUAGCUAAAAUGGCCCUUCAUGAUUAUGAACUUUCUGGAAAACAACCCUCACUACAGGCUGUUGGAUCACUCUAUGUUUCACUAAAAAUCUGUGAACAAUUAAAAAAGAUUUCACUGAUAACUAUAGACAUUGUUCAAAAACUGGUAUAAGUUAGCAAAGCUAAGGAGGAGGAUAUUAUUGAAGUAUCACAAAGGGUGCUUUAUUUGGCAUAAAACUUUGACAAGGCUUUCCCAGGCCUUGAGAAUUUAAGGAAAACUCAUUUCGUCAAUAUCACAUAGCUGCUGUGA